Cladocopium goreaui is the source of this 1515-nucleotide messenger RNA. Lineage: Eukaryota; Dinophyceae; Suessiales; Symbiodiniaceae. The record is from the annotation of a GenBank genome assembly.
UCCACCACCAGAGUUACUGAGUUGGCGUGGCCACGCCAUGCAUGGCGAAGAGGAAGUCACCCUGGAAGUCCUGUCAAUGGAUGCUGCUAUUGUUGUCGGCCUUCACCUUGGCAACUCUGUGGUUUGUUCUGCACACCGAAUUGCUGAAAGAUCCUGGCCAGGUUCAGGUCACCCACGAUCCCGAGGGCGAGAAGUGGGAGGGCAACAGAGAAGAGCCCGCAAUCGACGAUGCUCCAUCCAAAGAUGCGACAGUAGCUCCAUCUGUGGAUGUCACAUCAGAGCCGGCGAAAGACUACGCUUUGCGCUACGGGCCACCGGUUGCACCAGCGCCGGCGCCAGUGAAAGCCACGCAACAGGGCGCCAAAGAAGCGCCAACGUUGCAAGAAAUCCCUUCGGCAACAGGCAAAAACCAGGAGUCUUCUGGAAUCCUCACCGUUGCCCUAGCAGCAGAGCUCAAACAGCUCGAUGGAGCGCUGGUGGUCCUGAAUUCGGCCACGAAGAAUGCGGCAGAUCCAUCCAAGCUGCACUUCCGGAUCCUCACCACAGAGGAUGAUGCCUCCGAACUCCUGGAGAAAGUGAAAGACAGGCUAAAGCAACCGCUAAACGUCGAGGCCGUGAACUUUGAGCCCUGGUAUCCACGGGUAGGCAAGCUUUUGGGCGGCAAGUCCUCGGCGCGGAAAGAGCUCUUUGAUGCCUUGAACUUUGCAGCCUUCUAUUUGCAUGAGGCAAUCCCUGAAGCACCGGGAGGCAGGGUCUUGUAUUUGGAUACCGACGUGGUGGUGAAAUCCGACCUCAGCGAGCUGCUCUCGGUGAACUUCCGGGGUCAUCCCGCGGCGGCGGCGGAGGAUUGCUCCCAGCGCAUGGGCAAGUAUUUGGAUGUGGAUCGUUUGAAGUCCAAGGCGCUUCAAAGUGAGUUGCCUCCUGCACUUCAUGCGUCGAAGAAGGGUUGCGUCAUCAACCGCGGUGUGGUCUUGGUGGAUCUGAAAGCUUGGAAGGCGCAGAACAUCACUGGAGUCAUCGAGGAUCUGGUCCGUCUACACCUCACCAAAGGCAAGGGCCCCCUCUGGCGCGCGGGGGUGUCGCAGCCGCCCUUUCUGAUCGCCUUGGCCGGGAAGUUCGUGGACCUCGGCGCCGAGUUCAACGUGAGGGGCCUGGGACGUGGCGACAUCGCGCCGGAGGAGGUGGACUUCUACAAGAAGAAAAAAAUGUGGGACCCAUACUUUGACAAGUUCCUGUACAAGUGCAAAUUUCACUGUUGUCCAGGAUGCAAAGGUUGGGCCUUGUCGCCCUACAUUUCAGCGCCCGCACAAAAGGCCAAGAUUCUGCACUUCAACGGUCGACUGAAGCCAAGUCAUUCCAAGAGACGUGAUCUGAAAAAGGUCACGCCGCCCAAGCAGGACAUGUCGGAGGAAGAGCGCGCAGCUCGAGAACAGCGGCCAUUGUGCAGCUGUGGCAGUCAGUGUGUGCAGGAGUGCGCUGGGAUUUGGUGGGAGUACCUGCCUCCAUGAAAAAACA